Messenger RNA from Dalotia coriaria, 4648 nucleotides. Its product is annotated as zinc finger protein with KRAB and SCAN domains 7-like. Gene Ontology annotation, molecular function: DNA-binding transcription factor activity, RNA polymerase II-specific; RNA polymerase II cis-regulatory region sequence-specific DNA binding. Gene Ontology annotation, cellular component: transcription regulator complex; nucleus; chromatin. Gene Ontology annotation, biological process: regulation of transcription by RNA polymerase II. The coding region runs from base 1255 to 2847 and encodes 530 amino acids. The record is from RefSeq and is a predicted model, not a curated record. Lineage: Eukaryota; Metazoa; Arthropoda; Insecta; Coleoptera; Staphylinidae. The transcript is spliced from 4 exons.
GGGGGCCGUGAUCAGCUUACAAAUUUUCAAAUUGCGCGCAUUAUAAUUCCCAGAAGGAUCUAGUAGAACCAUCUCUGAUACGUCGCGCGGUUAAAUGCGUCGGUAUCCCCGCUUGAAUGGUCGUGACAGAGGGACAGCUGCGUUUCGGUGCGCGCCGCGUGUUUCCAAGCCUCUCGUUAUUGCGCUGCUGGUGACUGCUUGGUGGGUACGGGCACGAUGAACCGCCGUGCGCCGGGUACGCAAGAGUUUAUUCACCCUUCCUCCACGCUCGCGCGCUCUUGCAACUCUUGCACGCGUCGAGCAGCGACUAGAAACACGCUAGAAGAGAUGCGGACGGAGUACCCAUGGUAUAUAAACAUUUCGAGCGACAAUUGUGAUUGAGGCCGGUAGGGUUUUUUCGAGUCGUUUGAUUUGUCGGUUUAUUGCCCCCGUGGUAUUGUUUCUCUUUCUGUUUUGUUUCGGGCACACAGCGACCGACAAAAUGGUGUGCGCUGGCCGCGGCAGUCGAUCAUAACGGUAAUUGGGUAAUGCCGUCCGUGAACAAAGAACCUGUUUGUGGUUCUCUUCCCUGCAUAACAAUCUAACUGUAUACGGUUGCGCACCAUGAGCUGCAAAUUCAAAAUUCAACAAGUGCGCCGCUGAAACGACGCCGAAAACUUUCGUUUUCCGAUCUUUGUAUGCACGUACAUCUGCUUGGUUCAAUUCCCGGCGAGUGCAUGCAUGUGCGGUGAACGUACGCGGCCUGUAUCCUCGAGGUUGCUAACGCGCUAGAUGUAAAAAUGAUUCGUUCGAGCGAGGUGAAAGUAGGUUAAAGUAGGUAAAUGGGUCCUUCUACUCGCGUGGAUUUCUCUUCAAAUCGCGCUGCCAGCGCCUGCGUCCACCGGUACAGUUAGAUUUCUCUUCGCGCGGCGCUUUGUGCACCUCUCGCUUCCGCUGGCGGUAUGCGUUCUUCGGUGGAAGCGAGCAGGUAGAUGGCCGCAACGGUCGGCUGGUUUGGAGGUCACGUGGUGUGCGGCGUACCAUCAGGGGCCCCACUUUCCAAUCGCUACCUACCUUCUUGCGCCACACUACCUCGCUCAAUACCACUCCGUGGCAUGUACGCUCGCGACGCGCGUUCUUCCACUCUUCACGCGCUUUUCAUCCCCUCUGCGUGAUUUUCGGGGGUAUCCCCAAGGACGCGAGUGUCAAAAAAGGUGGCCGUGUGCCGUUCGCGCCCUCGGCGCCGCCAUCAGCUGUGAUUCGUUAGUGAUUUUAAUGCAUAACCAGAUAAGCGAAACCGAUAUGAAUUUCACGCCGUUUGGGGUGGGUGUGCCGAUCUCGGCGGUGCCGGUGGCGACGCAAUUCUCCGGCAAGCUGACGCAGAACGUCACCACCGCCAAUGGACAAGUGGUUGGUGUGCUACAAGGCGGCGAGAAUGGCGUCCACUAUAUUCGACCGCUGGAUGCGGCGUCGUUCGCGCCGGCUCAGCAACAGCAGCAGCCGACGCAAACCGUCAUCACGCUACCCAUUACAAUGCCGGGCGCCAAGCCCGGCGAUCCACAGCAGACCGUGCAGAUCCAGGUGGUUAAUCCGGUGCCGCCGAUAACGACGAUGACGGCGCCGGUCACCAGCUCAUCAUCGCCCAAGUACCAAAUAUCGCAGAUACCUAUUCAAACCUUCGGCCAGGGCGCCACUGUUUUAACGGUUGCCUACAACUCGAAUCAGGAGGGUAUACAAAUUGUUGACGGACAAAACAUUCCCGACGGCAUGACCGUGAUCGCUGCAUUGCAACCCGCCGACAUCCAAAUGCUGCAGCAGCAAGGCAUUGCCUCCACGGAGGAUUCAAAGAAAGAUAUUCAAAUGACGCCGGUUAGUAUUAUUAAGACGGAGGAGAAAGAAGAGCCGGAUACCAUCGAGGGCACCACUGUGACGACAAUACCCGCCAACUACAUCCAAACCACCACCAGCGUGCAGGAGUACCUGCAGCGCAUCCAGGCGCAAGGCCUCACGCAGUUCCUCAAGUUCAACGACAUCAAACGCGAGCAGAUCACCGAAGACGGCGUCAUUGAAACCGUCCAGGUUGUAGACCAGGAUGGUAUCCACACAGAGGAGUAUGUUAUGCAGGAGACUGAGGAACAACUGCCGGAACCGGAGGAAGUUGUCGAGGAGGAUGAUAAGAAGAAAAAGAAGAAGUACAAGAAGAAGCCGCCCAAGCCGAAGAAGCCCAAACCCGGCCAGGUGCAUAUCGCUACGGCGCUGGACGGCACAACACUCUUCUGUUGUCCAGAGUGUCAUAUGGCCUAUCCGGAGAAGGAGCUGUUGGAGCAGCAUCUUGUCGGGCACAAGAUCGAGCGGCGGUUUAUCUGCGACAUAUGCGGCGCGGGGCUCAAGCGCAAGGAGCACCUGGAGCGUCAUAAACUCGGGCAUAAUCCCGAACGGCCCUAUGUGUGCAGCGUGUGCACGAAAGGCUUCAAACGGAAAGAGCAUCUGAAUCUACACUAUGUCAUUCACUCCGGGCAAAAGACGGAGGUGUGUCAGGAAUGCGGGAAGGGUUUCUACCGUAAGGAUCACUUGCGGAAACAUGCGCGGUCGCAUGUCACGCGGCGCGCGAAGGAGCAGCAAGCACAGGCGCAGGCGGCGGAAGCGCUUGCGAAGCAACAAGCUCUGGAGAACUCCCAACAUGUCACCAUACAGGUAAAAGUGCCGUCAUCACAGACGCCGAUACACAUACCGGUGCAGAUCCAAGUGCCGCAGCAGCAGCAACAGCAGCAACAACUACAGGUGGCGAACGCCGACGGUGAGAUGAGCCAAGUAAGUACAGUCGUGUUGCCGACGUCGCCGGACACCAUCACCAUAUUGCCCGACUAGAACCAACCCACCAACCGCCCACCACGCACGCAACACACACCAUGCACCACACGUACCUUGCAUUCUCAAGUCUCUGUCAGCAAUCGCAAACUUGUGUUGACCUGUUGUAGUUGAGCGCAGCGGAGGGGCCGGCGCGCGCCAGCUAGCCGCCCGCCCGGCGGGCACGGCGCGUCGCAACGUCACGAUGACACUUUUGUAAAUAGCGCAUAGAUAAUAUUAUAUUUAUACAAACGACGAGUGCGGCGAGAGGACGUCGAUGGCGAUGAGCGCGAACAUGUAAAGAGAGUGUAUAUACCGCGCUGCGAUCGUUUUGAUUUUAACAAACAAAACAGAAAAACAGAAAAACUUAAGUUUAUUAUUCACACGCGCCCCGCAUAGCAAUUGUUUUCGGGGGCGGCGAUUUUCGAAUGAUGAGGAGAGUGGGAGUUGCAUUACUUCACGAUUGCAAGCUGAUUCUAAAUGCGAACCUUUGAGUUUAAUUUACAAGAAGUAGAAAUCGAUAAGGUGCUAUUUCCAAUCUAAACGUAUAAAUAUCUAAGAUUAAAUAUAAAUCGAUGCGCUUGAUGCGGCGGCCAGAGGGCGCUGUUGAUGAUGCACUGCUGCAUCAGACGCGUAGAAAAUAUAUUCGUAUAUUUAACUAGACGAUAGGAAGUAACAUUUAAAUUAAGCAAUUAACGAUUAACGCCGAGGAGGAGGAGAUGUUGCGCAUCAUGAGCAGCAAGCAGCUUGCGGACUUUUCUUCCGGUUUUCCUUCACAUUUCGUUUGAAAUUCUUAACCGGCUUGAAUGAAAUUCAACAUAUUUGUCUCUUUACAACUUGUUAUAUUAUACAUUUGUUAUGCACUGUUUAUAGUAAUAUAUCCUAAUCGUGUGAGGACGAAACCUUUCUGUUUGUAAACUCCGCUGGGCAGCAAUCGACGCCUGUGACAAUUCGAUUGCUAUCGAGUGGAGUGUGAAAAUGUUUUCGAUAUGCAUAUAUGCGUGGUUUCAUAUACGUAAUUCAAGCCGAUUGUAAGCGAAGUGAAAAACGAUAAGCAAUCCGACAGCAGGAGACGCAGAAGAACUCUGCGUGCGCUGAUUUUACCGACAAAGAAUUGAUUAGAUUAGCGUCUGAGUCGUUGGAUUGCGAGCAGCGACGAAAUCAUUGUAUUGUUAAUUAUUAGAUAUGUGAAGUAAACGCAACGCGCGGAGCACAAGCGUAGGAAUCGAGAAAAUAUUUACUUUAUUUUUAUUUUAUACACAUGCAGACAUUACAACGCGAUUACUCUGAAUCAAUUACGGUCGAGAAUGUUUUGAUUUAUUUUAACACAAAAGAUUUUUUACUAGAGUGAUGAGGAGGAGGGGAUUAUUGUUCUUAUAAUCUGAGGUGACUGAGGAGUACUGCCACUGAAAUGUGCUGGCUGGUUUAAUAACAACGGUGCGCCCGAUAAGGAUGAUGAUGAUGAUGAUGAAGAAUGAUCGAAAAAUAUAAACAAACACACUAUUUGGACCAAAUCUAGUACUAAACGGUAUGCGAUGGUACGCGAUAUAUGAAGCUUUGUUGUUUAUGAAAUGAUACGCGAGUCCAGAAGAGCGAGCAGCGACGUGUUGCAUUUGAUCAUGGAAUUUAUCCGGCCCCGCUGGCAGCGGGUGCGCGAAUCACGAGGACACUUCUGGAGUUUCUUUCUGUUUAAGAAUUAAUUCAAUAAUUAAUUAAAGAAUAAUAUAUGUAUGUAGUAGGACAAGCAAAGUACUUUUUUAUACAAUGUUGAACAGGUUAUUUUUCAUUAUUAAAAAGAUUAAAAAAUAAAACAAAAACGUAA